UCUAUGAUCUGCUACCAAUUGAAGUUAGAUACUCCUAUAUAAUUUUAAUUUUUCAAUUAUAUCAAUUAAGGUGAAAAUGACUGAAGGAACCCAACAGCUUCAGUGUUACAAUAGGGGAUGUGGCGAAAAAUUUGAUCCAAUUAAUAAUAAGGAAGAUUCCUGUAGGCAUCACCCUGGUCAGCCAGUUUUUCAUGAUGCAUAUAAAGGAUGGAGUUGCUGUAACAAGAAAUGUACUGAUUUUACAGAAUUUCUUAAUAUCAAAGGUUGUACGUUGUCAAAACAUUCAAAUAUUAAACCUCUCGAACCUGAAAAACCAGUAGCAAAGGAAAUAAAUGAUAAAGAGAUUAUAGAAGUGAAACCCAUAGUUGCUAAAGUUUUAAAAAGACCUCCAGUUGACACUCCGUUAGUUACAAUGAAACCAGAGAUUGCACCAUCUCUUAAACAAAUGUUAAAUGCUGAUGUACCAAAGUUGAUGCAACAAGAGGAAAGUAAAUCUGAUGAAAUUGCUAUUGGGACAUCGUGUAAAAAUGGGGGUUGUAAAGAAACAUUCAAUGGACCGGAAACAAAUGACACAGAUUGUAUAUAUCAUCCAGGUGUACCAGUGUUUCAUGAAGGAUUAAAAUUUUGGUCCUGUUGUCAAAAGAGAACUACUGAUUUUAACACUUUUUUGGGACAAGUUGGUUGUGAAAGAGGAUCACAUGUUUGGAAGAAAGAUGAGAAAGAUAAAAGUGUCCAAUGUCGUUGGGAUUUCCAUCAAACAGGCUCGUAUGUGGUUGUAGCAAUAUAUGCAAAACAUUAUUCUCCAUCAGAAAGUAUAAUAAAAUUAAAUCCAGUUAGGUUGUACGCUAGCCUAGUAUUUCCUCAGCAAUCUAAUGCCACUUUUGCAUUAGAUAUUGAGCUAAAAGGGAUUAUAAAUGUAGAAGAUAGUGAGGUAUCCAUGUUUGGAACAAAAGUGGAACUAAAACUAAAGAAAGCUGAACCAGGAAGUUGGACGAAAUUAGGGGAUCCAGUAGUUCAGCAAUCUGUUACCUCCAUUGAGAAACUAUCGAAUGUAGAAAAAUUAACUCCACAAGUAGAAGCAGUAGAUUUAGAUGAUUUAUAAUUAACGAUAUAUGGUAUUUUAGAUAUUGUAAUUAAUUGUGUGUAAAAACGAAAUUUUAUUUAAUUUUUUAUCAAAUAAAUGUUUUUUAUUG
Molecule: messenger RNA, 1193 nt
Organism: Anoplophora glabripennis (Asian longhorned beetle)
Lineage: Eukaryota; Metazoa; Arthropoda; Insecta; Coleoptera; Cerambycidae
Product: cysteine and histidine-rich domain-containing protein
Exons: 5
Coding region: 77-1102 (341 amino acids)
Source: RefSeq, a predicted model, not a curated record